Lacerta agilis (Sand lizard) is the source of this 1317-nucleotide messenger RNA. It is a transcript of the gene BDH1, whose product is annotated as 3-hydroxybutyrate dehydrogenase 1. Bases 90 to 1133 code for a protein of 347 amino acids. The record is from RefSeq and is a predicted model, not a curated record. Gene Ontology annotation, molecular function: oxidoreductase activity. NCBI's taxonomy places the organism in Eukaryota, Metazoa, Chordata, Lepidosauria, Squamata, Lacertidae. The transcript is spliced from 7 exons.
GCCGCCAGCGCCGGAGAGAGAGAGAGCGAGCGAGCGAGCGAGGGAGAGCGCGCAGAGCCCAGAGGAAGACUCCGGCUGUGAAGACACCCAUGGCAACCAUCCUCGCGGCCACACGCAUCUCCCGGCCCCUUGCCCAGCUGGCCACCAAGACCUCGCACCUGAAAGAUGUCUCCGCCAGCCUUCGGCCCCUGCCUGAGAUCUGUUACUCUGCGACACGCUUGCAGGGCUGGCGUUCCUACGCAACGGAAGUGGAUGAGAUUGGCGAGAGGCCCGUCCUCAUCACUGGCUGCGAUUCUGGCUUCGGCUUCGCCUUGGCCAAACACCUGCAUGAGCGAGGAUUCAUCAUCUAUGCCGGCUGCUUGCUCAAGGAGCAGGGAAGGGGUGGCUCCAAGGAACUGGAUGCCAUGAAGAGUGACCGGAUGAGGACCGUCCAGCUCAACGUCUGCGACAGCGAAGAUGUCAGUCGAGCCGUGGACUACAUGACCUCCACUCUGAAGAUGCCGGAAAAGGGGCUGUGGGGCCUGGUCAACAACGCCGGGAUCUCUACCUUUGGGGAGGUGGAGUUCACCAGCAUGGACACCUACAAGGAGGUGGCGGAGGUGAACCUGUGGGGAACGAUCCGCACCACCAAGGCCUUCUUGCCUCUCAUCCGCAGGGCCAAAGGCCGCGUGGUGAACAUCAGCAGCAUGAUGGGGCGCAUGGCCAACCCGGCGCGCUCCCCCUACUGCAUCACCAAGUUUGGGGUGGAGGCCUUUUCCGACUGCCUGCGCUACGAGAUGCGCCCACACGACGUCAAGGUGUGCAUCGUGGAGCCGGGCAACUUCAUCGCGGGCACCAGCCUCUACAGCCCUGAGCGCAUCCAGGCCAUUGCCGACAAGAUGUGGGACGAGCUGCCGGAGAUCGUGCGCCGCGACUACGGGCGCAAGUACUUUGACGAGCAGAUCGCCAAGAUGGAGUCGUACUGCAACAGCGGCUCCUCGGACACCUCGCCCGUCAUCGACAGCAUCGCCCACGCCCUCACCUCCUCCACCCCCUACACCCGCUACCACCCCAUGGACUACUACUGGUGGCUGCGCAUGCAGGUCAUGACCCACAUGCCGGCCGCCAUCUCGGACCGACUCUACAUCUACUGAGCAGUGGCGGGGGACUCCUGCGCCCCCCACUGCCACCGUGUCCACCUCCAGGAAGGGAAACUAAUGCUAAGGGUUACUCUGUACAAAUUUCCCCGUAGUCGCUUGUCUAGUUGAGGUCAAAGUACUGUAUUUUUUAGGGCUAAGCUGUUGUUAAUUUAAGCGUUUGAGGCUCCCCUACUCCUUG